Messenger RNA from Uncinocarpus reesii 1704, 984 nucleotides. RefSeq lists its product as uncharacterized. The record is from RefSeq and is a predicted model, not a curated record. Bases 1 to 984 code for a protein of 327 amino acids. NCBI's taxonomy places the organism in Eukaryota, Fungi, Ascomycota, Eurotiomycetes, Onygenales, Onygenaceae. The transcript has 2 exons.
AUGACCACGUCGUCGCGGUCUUUUGAGGCCAAAAAAUUGAAGAUCUUGAGCGCUCUGACUAUCCCGGAUGAAGCAUAUACGGAUUUGUCGCCCAAAGGCUCUGUAGACACAGGCGUUAGAGAUUUAAUUCGGGACAUCAAUCAGCUGCAGGGUCUCGUUACAACGAGCAGUUGUGCUGGGCGGAUUAGCGUCUUCUUUGAGGGAGUAGGGUCCGACGUACGGAAUUCGCAGGCAGAUAGGAUACAACGGGAAGAAGCCAGUGAUGAGCCCAAUGUAGAUUCCGAGAGGAGCAGGCAAUUUGCGCCUACGGGUGGCAAAGGCAGUGGGAAAUGGCAAUUCGUUUCGCAUGAUCCGAUCGAAGUGGACGAUUCUAAGCCCUCUUUUCAUGAUUUGUUCAAUUUACAGCCUACAAGGGGCUCUAUCAGGCCCGGCAGCAAUAGCCAGCUGCGGCUUGCCCGUUUUCAUUUUGAGCCAAUGAUUUUACAUGUCAUGGCGGAAUCGCUGAAACACGCGCAGCCUGUUCUAACCGCGGCCUCAAGCGCCGGUUUCCGUGAAAGCGGCAUUCAAAGUCUUCGAUGUUUGGAUGAUAAGAAUACCUGCCCUAUUGUAGCAGUGAGAUCCUCCGGGCUGGCGGUGGAGUCCAUUAUCGGCUACGUGGACAACGACAGCGCUGAUGGCGAGGCCGUUGUUCGUAGUCUGGUGACAGAAGAAUACCUCCAUAUGCUUGUUUUAAUCGCCAAUGAAAGGUUCAAAACCAAUUAUUCCCGAAUGGACAGGUUCAGGACAAAGUUAAUGGCAUUAUCAACUGGCUCUCCAUCUAGAAUGUCGUCCCAGAACAAGGGAUGGGAAGACGCUGGCCGUAGAAGGGAGAGAAAACGCGCCGAAGGCUUGCAGCGGAGAGAGUUAGAAAGGCAGGCAGCUCAAGCAAUAGAAAAGCCUCCUGAAAGUGAAGACGAGAUAACUAUUCCUUUUUGGGGAGCCUAA